Messenger RNA from Penicillium roqueforti, 264 nucleotides. RefSeq lists its product as uncharacterized. Bases 1 to 264 code for a protein of 87 amino acids. Lineage: Eukaryota; Fungi; Ascomycota; Eurotiomycetes; Eurotiales; Aspergillaceae. The transcript has a single exon. The record is from RefSeq and is a predicted model, not a curated record.
AUGGACGAGCAAAGAGCUACUCAUGUAUUGCGCAACUCCUUGAUUGACAAGGAAUUCCUUUACGAUACUGAAAAUAGCCCAGAGCUUCUCGAGCAAUUGACUUGUGUCCCUUUGGCUAGUGUGCAAGCAGCUUCAUUUAUCAACGAGAACAGCAUGACAAUCGCUAGCUAUGUUAAGCUUUUAGUCGGACAAGAGCAGAGUGCCAUCGAUCUUCUGAGCCAGGACUUUGAGGUCGAUGCAAAAGCAUUCGAAACCCUGUCGUGA